Messenger RNA from Mercenaria mercenaria, 2786 nucleotides. RefSeq lists its product as uncharacterized. The transcript is spliced from 7 exons. The record is from RefSeq and is a predicted model, not a curated record. The coding region runs from base 168 to 920 and encodes 250 amino acids. Lineage: Eukaryota; Metazoa; Mollusca; Bivalvia; Venerida; Veneridae.
CUUUAAGUUUCACAAUGAUUUGUCUACAAAGUUUUAAGUCCACUUCCUCCAGAUAAACGUCAUUAUGUUUAAAUAAUAUCAAAAUGAUUGUGGAGUUUUGCGAUUCAUAAAUCGGUUUUAUUUGCUUUGAUAUUUUAAGACAAGGAAAGCCAGUACGUAGAAGAAUAAUGUUGGCGUCUGUUUUUGUUGUUUCUUUGCUGGCCACUGGAACAACAUUAGUUUCCAGCUUGAAUUUCACUUUAUCGAAGGCGCGAGUUAUAGCAGGAACUACAGGGAAACUGUCCAUGACUUGUCAAGUUACAGAAUAUGAUGUUGAGUUAUUCUAUAACUUACAGAUACGACGAGAAACAAAUACCGGAUGGCAGACAAUAGCACAUGCCGAAGCAGUUGGUACUGGAGUGCCAGCUUUACAUAAAGACAUUGUUAAUGACAAGGAUUUUUUUGUGUGUGGUAUUCUGGAUAAAGAUAACCCACUUAACUCAAACUUAACUGUAGAAAUGAAUAUUGAGAAGAUGACUUACGAUGAUGCCAGAGUAUAUACAUGUGAAAUGACAUAUAAAAGCAACGACUCUGGGACUACUGUCUUUGAAAACAUAAAUGCCACUCUUUUAAUUGAGGAAGCCGACAAUAAAACAGAAGGACAAGCAGACAACAAACCGCAAAGUUUCAAAUGUGACAAUGGAAGCUCAUCGGCGACUAUCGGUGCAGUUUUAGGAGUGACAAAUAUCUUGACAGUAGUGUAUGCAGCUUAUUUAACAGUGGUUAUAAGAAGGUCACGAACAAGGUCGUUUGACGAUGGAAACUUAUGCCACAGAAGACGUGAACCUGAACCUACAGCGACUGUUGCCAAACAGGGUCUGGCUGUUGAUAAACAAACGUACUCUGUAAACGACGAUGAAGACACUUAUGAUUUAUCAUAAUAAGCUUGCGCUAAGAACGUGCUAAACGGAGGUCGUCAUCAAACUUUUCACAUAGAUAUCCAAACCUUGUUUACUUUUCCUUGAUGAACGCAAUUGUUCAGAAAUAACUUACUAUAACUAGAGCAAAAUAGAUUCAAACGUCUGGAAUAUAAUUCCCGGAAGAUCUGGCCACCAGUUCAAUUUCUAUCUAAAUACUUUUUGUUAAAGAUGGUAUCUAGUACACCAUGAGUUGUGCGGAAAUAGAUACUUCAUGUGUGAAGAAGAUGUAAUAACUACGGGAGACUGCAUUCAGUGGUUAAUCAUAAACCACAUUUAAAGGAUUAUAUUUACAAAGGUCGGAAGAUAUACUGCUGCUGAGAUCUAAAAUAAUCGAACAAAAACAUCUACAUGCAAGGCAUAUUUUUGCACUCUCGAUAAUGUGUUUGAACAAUACCAGCAUCGUGUUAAGAUCGCCCGUGAACUUCGAAAACCUUAUCCAAAAUAUUAUACUACUUUAUUUGCUAUAAAACUAACUGGCGGUGAAACGAGGAAGCACCAUUUUGAGCCAAACAUAAUGAUCAAAUUAGCACAUAAGCCUGGUUAAUUCAGUAUUAGUGAGUAUUUAAACAUUUGUUGUGAAAUGCAGACUUAAGAUCCUGAUGAAUACGGUUGAAGUUCUAUUAAAUUGUCAUAUAUCAACGAUAGGAUUAUCUAGCAAUUAACGUUAAAGUUAUCUGAAAUGCUCAUAUUUUAUCAUGAUUUUAUUUCUGCCUACGCAUAUCUUUUUGUCGUUAAUGCAGAUGUAGCUAAUUAAGUGAUGUAUAUUAUUACUUCUGCUUAGUACACAUUUUAUCCUGUUAUCAUACAUUUGUAAUGUAUAUGUUUAAUAUGUAGAAAGGCGAUUUCAGGUUCAGCCGAUGUAGUAAUUGUCACUUGUUUGAACCGACUGAAACAUUGUUUUUACUUUACUUCACAUAGAUGUGUAUUGAAAUAUGUAUUUCAUAUAUCCUAUAUAUUUCUAUUCCAACUUUCGAUUUACAGUGUCCUUCUGUAGAAUUUUUUCAAACAUAUACUGCUCGUAAAUAAUGAGCAAAUACAGUUGAAACUUGAUAUCUCGAGCUAGCUUAUCUAAAAGUUACGGCUAUCUUGCAGACAUUUUCACAUCCCGUCCCAGAAAUACGUGCACAAAAUAUCAUUCUGAGUCGAAUUUCGGUUAUCUCGAAGUAAUACGCUCGAAUCGAGAAAUUCCGAGAAUACAAGUUUCAAAUGUUUGUGGUUUCUUUCCCAUGGUUUUAAAACUAAAGUAAGUGGAUAUUUUUUCACAGAAUCAUUAUCUUAUAUCAUUUAAAGGCUCAUAAUACCUUUGUUUAAAAUGUGGCUGCCACAUUGUCCGUUAUGAACAUAAAAUGCAUUAAUGUUUCUGUUAAAUCCUAUUUCUGAUUGUAUCAUUCUGUCAUUCUGUCACAUUUGUCAAAGGUUUGAAUAUUGCUGAAUAUACAAGAAUGUUUUACUGAAUCUAUUGUUUCUAUUACCUCCCUUUAUGACUCGAAUUGUAACAGUUCAUGUGCAAUAUUAAAGGUAGUGCUUCUCUAAUUAUGUUAGUACAUAACAUUUAUUUGGAAAGCUGUUUCAUCUGUUUUUAAGAUAAAAAUUUAAAGCAUUAUGAACCUUUAAGCUUUCCUCUAAUAAAACUGAAAUUUUCUUUAGGAAUCGUAUAUUAUACAGACCAUGUACAGUCGAAUUAUAGAUAAACUAAGGGCUAAAUUUAUAUUUUAACUCAUUAGUUGCUGUACAAAUGUCUUUAUAAUCAAACACCUUACAAAUGGAAGUCAAAAUGUUAACGUCGACAAUAUUUUUCAAUAAAGUACUCAUUCUGUUCAUAUCUAA